UGAAUAUAAAUUCAUCAUACAUCUAAACAAAAAUCCAAUGACUUGAUAAAAUAGAAUCUUUUUCACGAAUUCGUGGCCAUGAUGUUAUAUGAUACUAACAUUUCAUUUUUUUUUUCAGCCACAACAUCUAGUGGAAUCAGUUCACUGUCAUCACUCAACAAUUAUGAGAUCGAGAGCAGUAGUUCGAGUCAGAACGAAGAGACUAAUGAAAUUAAUAAACGUCCAAUCGAAUGUAGCCUCACAGAAAUACAGAAGAAGAAACCAAAGUUGGAUGAAUCUGUGAUUCAGAGUACUAAAUUCAACGAGGAUGGGUUGGCAGUCCUGGAAAGCACUUUAGAUUCUGUCAAUGUUACCAAAAUCAUAGAAAAAAGUGUAUCCCUGGAAAAUACUGAGUUUGAUGCAUUUGCGAACUAUUUGAAUAAAUAUUGCACUCCUCAGAACAAAAUUGACAGACAGUUUUUCAUGAGAAGAAAGACAAGUAAUUGUAAAGACGCUAAGCCAAAAAAACAUACAACCAUACUUUCUACUCAGUUUUUAAGUACGCAAGCUCGGCUCCAAAUAGAUGAAGAAGUUCAACCUGAUGAAAUUAUUGAUGCUGUCAAGACUGAUAAUUUAUCGAGAUUGUCUGAUGAGACAACGAAGUUGCCUUUGUUAUUAUCUUUUAACCAAAAAAUUAAAUCCCGAGAGUCCAUAAAGCUUACUAGCCUUGAUGAAGAAAUUGGCAAUAGAUCAAUACUUUUUGAAAAUGAUAAAAUCACCACUCAAUAUCGCCAGGAAGUUGACAAUCUAUUUGAACAAAUAGAACACUCAAUUUAUGCAAUGGGCACAGUAGAUGCUGAACAGCGUGUACCUGAUGAAAUUUUAGAUAUAAUAUUUAGUGAUGAACUGAAACCUCCUGAAGAUGAAAAGUCCAAAAAUGAUACGCAGCCUGUUGAAUGGACUGAAGACACUAUUUUGAACAACAUGAGUUUCAAUUUGAGUUUUGGGAGUAUUAUAAGAAAAGCUUUGAUAAAUAACGCCACAAAAUCACAUCCAAAGAAAAUAGUUGAUAAUACUUUGAACCUUACAGUAUCUGAUAAAAAAGUCGAAUUUCACAGUUUAGGGUCAUUUUUUGGGUUACCGUUGAAAGUGAAAGAUCUUAUCAAACAAUAUAAAGGAAUAGAUGAGUUAUAUGAUUGGCAAGAUGAAUGUCUCAAGUUACCUGCAAUCGAAAACAAAAGUAAUUUAAUAUAUGCCUUACCAACGAGUGGAGGCAAAACGUUAGUGGCUGAAAUAUUGAUGUUCAGAGAAAUCUUGUGUUAUAGACGUAAUGCUUUAUUGAUUUUACCAUAUGUAUCCAUAGUACAAGAAAAGGUAUGGGCCUUGUCACCUUUUGGAGUCGCUCUUGAUUUUUUGGUUGAAGAAUAUGCUUCCAGCAAAGGAAUAUAUCCACCAAGAAAAAGAAGAAGGAAAAAUUCUGUGUAUAUUGCUACCAUCGAAAAGGCUCUGGGAAUAGUUAAUAGCCUCAUAGAAACAGGUAGAUUAGAUGAAAUAGGACUAAUUGUUGUUGAUGAACUCCAUCUUGUCGGGGAAGAAGGAAGAGGAGCCACCUUGGAGUCUUGCCUCACGAAAAUAAUGUUUUUGAGAGCAAACAUCCAGAUAAUUGGUAUGAGUGCAACAAUAGGAAAUCUGCCAGAUAUAUGUGAAUUUCUCAAUGCUGAAGCGUACACAAAAAAUUUCCGGCCUGUCGAGUUAUCUGAAUACGUGAAAUGUGGAAAUGAGAUUGCAAAAAUAAACUGGAAUUAUACCAAUGAGGAUGAUAUUUUGAUAGAACCAAGAAAAAUGGAUUACAAGUACUCUGAGAAAAUCUUGAAAAUGGAUCCUGAUAUGUUGGGUGGCCUUGUGACUGACAUAGUACCGAAAGGUUCCUGUUUAGUAUUUUGUGCAUCAAAGAAGAACUGUGAAAAUGUUGCGAACCUAUUGUGUAAAUUAUGCAGACCAGAAUUGAAAAACUAUAAAAUGGCUGAGAAAGAACAACUUCUACAUGCAUUAAAAGAUGAAGGCGGGGAACUGUGCGAAAUAUUACGUGUUUCUGUACAAUAUGGAAUUGCUUAUCAUCAUUCAGGAUUAACAAGUGAUGAAAGAAGAAUCAUCGAAGAGGGAUUUCGUGCAGGCAUCCUUUAUGUAAUUUGUUGCACUUCUACACUAGCUGCAGGCGUAAAUUUGCCUGCAAGAAGAGUGAUACUUAGAUCCCCAUACAUCGGGAAGGAUUUCAUCAAUCUAUCUCGGUACAAGCAGAUGGUGGGAAGAGCAGGUAGAGCUGGGUUGGGCGAAACUGGAGACAGUAUUAUCAUUACUAAACCACUUGAUUUACCCAAGGUGAAGGAAUUGCUUUUGUCUCCGAUGAAUAGAGCAUUGUCUAGCAUGCAUUUAUCGGAAGGAAAAGGUUUAAGGCAUUUAUUACUCAGUUGUAUAAGCCUGGGCAUAGCAAAUACCAGAGUGCAGUUGCAAAAAGUGACUGCUCAUACUCUGUUAGCUGUACAGAGAGAUAAACUCGAAGUAGACAUUAAGUUUUUGACUGAUCAAGUUAUCAAGAAUUUAUUCAAGUUGGGCGCACUCAAGGAAUCUGCUGGAAAACAGAAACAAUGCAGUUUUUCUGGACUUCGCGAUGUUUCUGUCAGAAUGAAUACUUCCAUCCCUGAUACUUUGAAUGAUGAGUGCCAAAGGGAAUCUCCAAGUAAGAAACAGAAGAAAACUGUAGUGCUAACAAAUUGUACGAAAUUAGUUGUUAGUGAAUUGGGAUGUGCCGCUAUCAAAGGGGGUUUAGAACUUUCCAGAGCUCAUUUAUUGUAUGAAGACCUUUACCAAGCUCAAUCUUGCCUUGUUCUUCAAGGUCAUUUACAUUUGCUUUAUUUAGUCACUCCAUAUGAUACUGCAGAACGAAUCAAGCCGAAUAUGCAAAUAUAUUAUGAAGUGUUCUCUCACCUGAAAUUGAAUGAAGUCAAGGUGGCAAGAACAUUGGGUCUCAACGAAUCAGUAGCCGUUAAAAUGUUGUCAAACAAUUCAAUAAAGAACAUACCAGAAAGAGUUCUAAACCGGUUUUAUGUAACGCUGAUGCUUUAUGAUUUAUGGAAUGGAAUACCUGUUUUUCAAGUUUCGGAAAAAUAUCAGAUCAACAGGGGCAUUGUUCAGAACUUGAUGACAUCAACUGCAACGUUUGCUUCGAAUGUGGUAAAUUUUUGUGAAGAACUGGAAGAAUUUUGGGCAUAUUCUCAUCUACUGAGAGGAAUGAAUCAAAGGCUGUCUCACUGUUGUGUUCAGGAAUUGUUGCCUCUGAUGGAAUUACCUGCAGUUAAACAGAGUCGUGCAAAGCAGCUUUACAAUGCUGGAUAUAAAACAUUACAAGGUAUAGCCAAGGCUAAUGCCAAUGAUUUAGUUGACAGUAUAGAGUUCAUGUCAAGAAGAGUCGCUAAUCAAUUGAUAGCUGCUUCCAAGAUGCUGUUGCUCGAAAAAGUGGAAAAUUUGAGAGAGGAAGCAGAAGAUGUGUUAGAUGGAGUUGAAAACCCCAAGCAAGUUUCGAAUCAGACAAAAUUGGAUUAG
This is a messenger RNA of Phaedon cochleariae (mustard beetle), 3579 nucleotides long. The record is from the annotation of a GenBank genome assembly. Lineage: Eukaryota; Metazoa; Arthropoda; Insecta; Coleoptera; Chrysomelidae.